AGACUCACCUGGAACCCAGCUGCAUUUCUCGUUUGUGAUGUUCUCAGGCAACUGAAUGUGCUGCACCAGGCCGCCUCAUGUUUCAGGCGCUACGAUAUUCGAGAUACCGCGAUACAUGUAUAUCUUUGUAAUGCACUACUCAUAAGGUUGCUGGGCUGUCGACGGAUUUUCAGCAACCUUAUGAGUAUAUAUUAUUGUAUCGGUGACGAAACCCAAAACUGGAUAAAAAAAUCGUUCAGCUGUAACACCCUUCCGGUGCCUAGCUGCCAUUCCACCCGAAGGAAGCACGAGGGCUGGGAUACUGCCAGGUUGCCCAAGCCUAGACAGGAGAAAUCGAGAGGCAGAGGUCGGGUUCGAACCACGGACCUUCGGUUCAAAGGUGCACUGGUGCAGCUGAACGUUCGCUUCUCAGCUAACAGGACCGGGGACUGUGUGUACAAAAUUAAAUGCGACGACUGCACUAAGGUCCAUAUGGGACGGGCGGUCAGGACACUGCUCACCAAAAUCGCACAGCACACGCAGGCAAGAAACGCAGAUAAAUAUCGAGCGCUAUUGAAAGACUUAGCGAUGGCGGAACAGGUACUGGCACGGGACACAAAAGUUUGA
This is a messenger RNA of Opisthorchis viverrini, 606 nucleotides long. RefSeq lists its product as hypothetical. Lineage: Eukaryota; Metazoa; Platyhelminthes; Trematoda; Opisthorchiida; Opisthorchiidae. The record is from RefSeq and is a predicted model, not a curated record. The transcript is spliced from 3 exons. The annotation marks the transcript as partial.